CACAAAUAGCCGGCUGUCUGCCCCGUCACGGCCUAACGACUAUACGUCCCUCCUCGACAGCCUUGAUGAGGUCCUUGAGGCCCCGCUUUUUCUUCUCAGCCGCCUUGGCCACCCACUCCUCCCUCGCCUUCUCUCGCGCAAAGUUCUUCAAGUCGUCCAAACGCGCCUGUGCCGCCUUGGUCGCCGCCUGACGACCGUCGACCCCCGUGCCCUUGCCCUUCGCAGGAGGUCCUGAGAUGGCCGGCCCCUGCAGCCACGAUAUCUCGUUAGACACCCGUUCAUAUUGCCGGCUGUGGGUGAGGAUCUUGUCGAGUGCUCGGCCGGGCUGCCCCGUCUCCUCCUGCCGCCUCAUCAUGCUCUCCCGUGUGGCUAUCGGCGGGUGGCGACCGAGCCUCGUCUGCAGCUUGCGGCUGCUGGCGUGCUUCCUCAUCUGACCCUUGUAGAAGGCGGAGAUGGCCAGGUGGGGCGAGAAGGUGCGCUCGAUCUUUCUCUCAGCCUCGUGUGGGUCGUAUAAGGGUUCCGCUUCUUGGUCUUCCGCUUGUGCUCGCGAAGGUUGGCCAGGAGGUUCUCUGUGCGAGUGCGGAGGGAGGGGGAGUAUUUGAUGAGGAAGGCUUGGGUGAGAAUGCCCUUUGCCGGCGCCCACAUGAUGUCAUCGGCCUGUCAAACAGCACAGACAGAGACAUGUAAGGAGAGGCCAUCUUGUGUGUGUCUCACCUGUGCCACAGCGAAGUUGUCGUUGUGGUUGAAAGCUCCAAAGUUCAU
Messenger RNA from Vitrella brassicaformis, 762 nucleotides. Lineage: Eukaryota; Vitrellaceae. The record is from the annotation of a GenBank genome assembly.